UAGCUAGCUAGCGUGCUAACUUUAGCUAACCAAGUUAUUCAAUUCGCGAACUAGAGUUAGCAGUUUCUGUGUGUGGUAGCGUCAAUGUAACUCUGAUAGGGUUGUUUGUGUAAAUGUCAGGGUUGUUAAGAUACUAUCAUCACUUAAAUCCAACGUAUUUCGUAAGUGUAAGAGUUAACCGACACUAACGUUACUCACUUCUGUGAGGAAACAGGGCGCUAGGCACGGUUCUAGCCUAACCUGCUAAGCUAACUAACCGAAAACAACAACGCAGUCGACGAUCAUGUCAGCAAUCAAGAUUGCCCUGCAGCAGAGCCAGAAGAGUGGUAAAAGGAAAACCUCUGAAGCAAUGUCUGCAGAGGUGUCACCAGACUCCAAGUGUCCCAUCUGUUUGGACAUAUUUAACAACAUUUCUUACCUGGACCUCUGCUUGCACAAGUUCUGUUUCCGCUGUAUUCAUGAGUGGUCCAAGAACAAAGCCGAGUGUCCUCUAUGCAAACAGCCAUUUAAUUCAAUCUAUCACAGUAUAAAAUCAGAGCAAGACUUUAAGAAGUAUGACCUGCAGCCACUGGACAAUGGCUCUUUUGGGACUUUUGGGGGAGUGCGGUUUAGAUACCGCACAACUCUUACCGGAGUCCAUCGACAGAUGCGAGGAAGGACCUCUUCACCUCCAGACAAUGGAGUAAUGUUUGAAGCCGCAACAGACCGUCCGCAACAGCCUCAGGACCGUUAUAUCCGGCGCAUGAUGAUGAGGUUGGCAGCCAAGAGGAGAGCUGCGAGUGAAGGGAGGGCAGUGAACAAUGUCAGAGAGCAGGAAAUGAUAAAUUUCAGAAGGGAACUGUACCGACAGGGGGUGAGGGUUCGGAGUGUUCGCGAUGGUGGCCGCUCCCGAGACACCUCAGCUGAGUUCUUCCGAAGAAAUCCUGCCUGCCUCCACAGACUGAUCCCCUGGCUAAAAAGAGAACUCAUUGUAUUAUAUGGAGCCCAUGGCACUUUGGUCAACAUAGUUCAACACAUCAUCAUGUCACGCAUUACACGUUAUGACAUGGAGGAUGGAGUUAUUCAGGAAGAGCUCAGGCCGUUUCUCCAGGGGCGCACAGAGCACUUUCUGCAUGAGUUUACCAGCUUUGCAAAGUCCCCCUUCAAUAUGGAGGCCUAUGACCAGCAUGCUGUCUAUGACUGCCCAGCCCCUUCCUCAAAUGAAGACAGCAGCUCCAACUCGUCUGUAAUAGCUAUCUCAGAGGAUGAGGAUCUCUUGGUGUUGGAACUGGACCCCCCAGGAGACUCCAUGUCUACUCUGAGCCACUCUGUGUGGGAUGAUGAGACGCCUGGGCCAUCGUAUUCUACGACAGCAGAGCAGAGCAGGGCAGAGUGUCUGUCAGUCCUCGACUCAGACUCAGACAGCAGUUUAGAGGAGGACACACAAGAGAUUGGGGCUUCUCCACAGCAAAUGAGUCCUCAUAACCACACAGACGUGACUCAGGGUGAAGUUAACAGCGAAGAGUGUUUGUCUUAUGACAGCGAUGACUGUGUCAUUGUAGGUUUUGUUAAGCCAACAGCAGAGAGGACUCCUGAGCUGGUUCAGCUCUCCUCUAACUCUGAUGAGUCUGCCAGUGAAGAUACUAAAGAAGUGCCUCUUCUACCUCAACACAUCCGCUUCUCCAGUCUCAGUCCUAUAGCUUCACAGAGUAGUGAUCCAAGUGAUUCUGGACGGUCAGAAAAUGUAGAAAUGGACCACUAUCAUCAGUUGGAUUCAAAAGAAAGAUGUAGCUCUUUAACAUCUAGCAGACACAAGACAUCCAAUAAGUCAGACAGAAAAAACACAGAUAGAAGAUUUGACAGUAAUUAUAGAUCUAGGGAGCGGCGCUGGUCAAAGGACAGAGACCAUAGGAGAAGGAGAAGGUCAAGAAGUGGAGAGCGCAGACACUCUAGCAGGAGCCCAGUGAUCUCCCACAGCAGUGUCAGCACUCUAUCCAGAGAAAGAGGUUAUUCUUACACCAGUGGCAGAGACUUCUACUCAAAAUAUGACAGUAACUAUAAAAGGAGGGACAGCGAUCACGACUAUCAGUCAUAUAGGCAUUACAACCAAAAGAGAAAUGAUAAUGGGAUGCAUUACACAGAGAGGCGGUCCUACUAUUACAAUAGCUGCAAGUACUCAGAUCGGCACUCGUACUCUCGCUCUAGGAGCCGCAGCAGGGACUCUGGGAGACGGGACAGGAGGUAUUCUCGAUCUAGGACUCAUUCCAGUAGUCGUUCCCCUUCAACGAAAAGGAGAUCUCACCACGACAAGCCUGGUGGAAAGAGGAAAUACAAAACAAGACAUUUAGAGGAGCCGUCCGAAAACACACUUUCCACCUCAUAUGCUGAAGGUGACUCCCCCAAGUUGUUGACAAAACACAAGAAAAAGAGCAAAGAGAAGCAUCAUAAAAAAUCCAAAGAGAGGUCAAGAAAGACUAGCAGGAGCCUCAGCGUGGAGCUCGUCAAUGAAGAAAACUCUAAUGAGCGAAGCAAGCGUCACCAUAAGAAAAAGAAGAAACACAAGAAGAAAAGCAAAAGACGCAAGAGUAAUGAAAUCACAGAGAAGUGCUCACCCACUGUCAUUACCAUUGAUAGUGACAGUGAUUCUUUUGCGAAUGACUGUGUCACCCAGGCCAGCAGCACUAACAAGGACACCUCCAUUGACAAUACCACAGAUGACCCAGUAGACCCCGCCCCGCCCUACUCUCAUCUGUAGUUAUAUGGAAGCUCAGAUUCCUGCUGUGUGUGGUGGGAACUGAUGGAUUAACCCUCAGCUGCUAAUGCAUCCCAGUAGCAUUUUAAAUGUUCAGUAUGUUGAAGGUCACCAUACCUUGAAGGAUAUAGGAUAGGAUGAAGACACGUAUCCCUUUAAAAGUGUUUUCUACUAUGAUAGUUCAUUGGACGCUGGCUUACAUGACAGAUACAGAUAUCCGUGUUGAAUUGGAGAGUGGUCAUCAUUGGAUAAAUGACAAAACCAUCAAAGUCUAGUUUCUUGACUGUGUUAACUAACACCUGAAACAAUCCUAUGCCACUAUGAACACGGCAGAAUGGAAUAAUAUUGGGAGUCACACGUCUUUUUAGUGUCAAUUAUUCUGGAAAUUAAUUCUUGAUGUAUUUUAUUUCUAAGGUGCUCUCAGGGAUAAUGUUGAUUACAGUGAUUUUCUGUUAUUAUAAGUCAGCUAUAUUCUUGAGUCAAAACAAUUUCUACCUGCUGCUCAUGGAGUAGUACUUAUUAUCCAGAGUUGGUGUUUGGAUUUCAGAAUGGGCUCUUUUGUUUUGAAUUUUUUUUUUUUUAAAUAAAUUGCUAUCAGCAA
This is a messenger RNA of Siniperca chuatsi (mandarin fish), 3332 nucleotides long. RefSeq names its product topoisomerase I binding, arginine/serine-rich a (gene toporsa). Bases 284 to 2734 code for a protein of 816 amino acids. Gene Ontology annotation, molecular function: ubiquitin protein ligase activity. Lineage: Eukaryota; Metazoa; Chordata; Actinopteri; Centrarchiformes; Sinipercidae. Gene Ontology annotation, biological process: protein monoubiquitination; protein polyubiquitination. The transcript is spliced from 2 exons. The record is from RefSeq and is a predicted model, not a curated record.